GCAACCAUGCCUGCUUCGUUCUCCCUACCAUCCAUCCAUCCAUCUGUGCACAAGUAACCAACCACACACAGCUUGUAGUUUGUGGCAACGAGGAGCGAGAUGAGGUCUGCUCUCCUCUCACUAUGUUUUCACUUGGCCCUUGCACUCACACUGGCUGCAACUGUUCCUGGCCUUGCUUGUGCUAGGGUGAUCGACCGAAAACCACGCCCCCAGCCAACUCCACAGCCCAAACCAAAACCUGAUCCCAAGCCAGAACCCAGACCAACACCGCAGCCUGAUCCAAAACCGGAACCGCAGCCUGAACCAAAGCCGGAACCACAACCAGAUCCAAAGCCUGAACCCAAACCAGCACCACAGCCUGGCCCAAAGCCGGAACCGCAACCUGAUGAUCCAAACCCCGCACCACAACCUGACCCAAAGCCUGAACCCAACCCGAAACCCGAGCCGCAGCCUGAUCCAAAUAACCCCACUACACAGCCUGGCUUAAAACCGGAACCCCAACCAGCAGAGCCAGAGCCUAAACCCGAACCUGAUGAACCAUCCAAACAAGAGCCAGAGCCCCAGCCAAGCCACAAACAAACACCUGAUGAGCCAGAACCAUCAAAGCAGGAGCCAACACCACGCGUUGGCACGGGCACCAUGGAAGGGAACAACUGAGAGGACAAUGCCCCUGUGACCAAUGUGCAUGUCCAACCUAUCUACCUAGCUCUUGGCUAUGACCAAGCAAUGGAAUAGUGUUUGUGUAAAACUCAGCUAUUUACAUGUGUGUAGCAUUACUGUAUGCUGUUUGCAUUGGCAUAUAUAUGCAUGCUAUGCUAAGUUUGUGUACCAUCAAUAAAUAGAAGAAACAAGUAUUAUAUAUAUGUGUUGUUGCCACAUU
Messenger RNA from Panicum virgatum (switchgrass), 880 nucleotides. RefSeq names its product protein TsetseEP-like. The record is from RefSeq and is a predicted model, not a curated record. The transcript has a single exon. Lineage: Eukaryota; Viridiplantae; Streptophyta; Magnoliopsida; Poales; Poaceae. The coding region runs from base 100 to 657 and encodes 185 amino acids.